UAUGAGUUCUAAAGUCAAGAACCUCUAUUUAACAUUGCGUCUGCGUUUGGAAGAACUCAGAGUAGUGACAAUAAAGACUUUCUAGAUUGGAAUUAAUAUUUUACUGUUUGCAUCACUUAGAGGUGAUUAAAAAGCAAAAAAUCAAAAUUCACUUUAACAAUAUGGUCUUACUUCUCAAAAAUAAUUACAAUAAGCUUAAUAAAUCUCAUCUUCGCUUUAUAAUCAUAACUUUGGUAGUUUUUAUCCUGAAGUAAGUAAGUUUGAACUAAUUUUUAGUUUAUAAGAGCCUCAAUUACUUUAUAUUUGGUUGGCUUGGUGAUUAAUUUACUUCAUACUGAAAUCUUGAAUGUAAUUAACAAAAAAUUCAUGUUACAAAAAUGUGUUGGAACUAUAGUUAUAGUGUUCCUUCAUAUCUUAGACCUUAUGAUAAUUAAUGAUUACCUAAUAUUAAAUUCGGAAUACAGUAAUCUAACUUAGGCUGUGUCAGAUAUAUAUGUAGAUUCUGUAAGAAAAUAAAAGGAUAUGAUUUAAUUGUUUGAAGCAGUUAUCAGAUAAUUGGUUAACAUAAAUAGGUAUUCCAAUUUUAUAAUGAUUCAGAUUUCUUUCAGUAUUUUUUUAGGCAUCAGCUCUAUGGGGAGAAGGUAUAAGAAAAUUGAUAAAGAAUAAAAAAAAGACUUGGGGAACAACUGAUUCACAAUUAUCAUCUCCUUAGCCAUAAGAGAAAAUUUAAUUAAAUCAAGUACCACCAGUUAAUGCAAUGAAUAAUAAAAUGAAGGGUUAAAAGAAAGAAGUUGUUUAGCAUUCAGGAAAGAAGAAGAAAACAUAAUAAUAAUAAUAAUAAUAAAUAGAAAAAUCUAAUGAAGAAAGAGGGUAAUCUAUAGAGAAAAAGAAGAAGAAAUUAUUGGAUAAAAAGUCAUAAAAAUUAUCACCAAAAGAAUAUGAAUAAUAAAUUGAAACAAAAAUAGAUGAAUCAUAAUAAUUAGUACUUUCUAAAUAGGUUUCAUUAAUGUAAAAAGAUGAAUAAAAUAAUUCAACUUAAGCAGGUUCUAAUGGAACAAAAUCUUUAUUUGAUCAUAAGAUUAAAUCAAAUAGAAGUGAAUCAUUUCCAACUAAAUUGAAUUAAUAGGUAGAAAUUUCAUAGAAGUAUUUGAGAUAUUCUUCUUAAAAUUAAAAAAAAUAAAUAGAACAAAAAAAAUAAAUUAGACCUUUGUAUGAUAAAUUGUAUAAAUUCAAUUUAUAAACUAAUGUUGAUAAAUAUGAAAUAAAAGUACAUAGUAUUAUUGAAAUGAAUAAUUCAAUCAAUAGAAUAGCAUAAGAGAAUUCUUGGAAUUCAUUCUUAACAAUUAAUGUAAAGUUAAAUUAUUGGAAAGAAGCUUAUUAAUAAAUGUAAACUUAAGAAAUUAAAGAGGAAUUAUAAAAAAUAAUAGCAUAAUAUGCAUUAUAUUUAAUGAAUUAACAUGCUUAAAAUUAAGAAAUAGUAGAAUGA
This is a messenger RNA of Paramecium pentaurelia, 1486 nucleotides long. NCBI's taxonomy places the organism in Eukaryota, Ciliophora, Oligohymenophorea, Peniculida, Parameciidae. The record is from the annotation of a GenBank genome assembly.